AUGGCUAUGAACAUGGACUUUAAUGCGCUCAAGGUGCGGACCAUGGGGUCUGGCGCAGACGAGGAAGCCGUGACGGUGGACACCAGAGGACUGAUCUCCAAGGUUCUUGCGAGGUAUUCGGGGAAAUGGACUGUCUUACGAGAGAUGAUUCAAAACGCUGCCGAUGCUUCUGCGACCAAAGUAACCAUUAAAUUCGAGACUCUGCCGUCCACAACAGUACCGUCGCCGUCCUCGACAGACCAAACAGCACUCCUCAAGCAUACUAUUUCCAACCAUACUCUGAGCCGCCUCUUAAUUUCAAAUAACGGUCUCCCAUUCAGUGAGAAAGACUGGGCCCGGUUAAAGCGCAUCGCAGAUGGUAACCCGGACGAGACAAAGAUUGGUGCGUUUGGUGUUGGUUUCUACAGCGUUUUCGAUGACUGCGAAGAGCCGUUCGUGUCGUCGGGGAGUCAGGCCAUGGCCUUCUACUGGAAAGGCAAUGGUCUGUUCACUCGAAGGCUUGAUCUGGGUGAAACCUCGAACAAGGAUACGACUUUUGUGUUGGAUUAUCGCAACGAUUCAUCGCCCGUCCCGUCUCUGAUGUCACUAUGUCAGUUUUUAUCGAGCAGCUUGACUUUUGUUGCCUUGGAAGAAAUAGAGUUGUUGUUAGAUGACUGGAGUCUCUUGCGACUCUGCAAGAAGACAGCUCCGGGCGUCAAUGUCCCCAUCCCGAGGGACAUUGAAACCAAGACUACAGAAGGUUUGAUGAAAGUUACUGGGGUCACUCAAGAGAUUGCACAAGUUGAUGCGGCUUGGAUGCGGAUUGUGGAGUGGAAUCCUAACGCAAGCUUAUUUCGCCUCGACAAUCUCCGGGAUACAACAAGUUCUCUGCGGAGCUUCUUCUCCAAGUUUACAGGCCAACCUGAGAAGCCAUCACAGGUCCAGAAAACGGAGCGCACCGAGGAGCCGAGUAAUAUGACCUCCAUGCAGGUGGCAACCGUGUUCUUGCACAUCAACACCGCAUCUAUAGUCCCUUCGAUCAGCCAUUCUCUCAGCAAGGAACUUGAACGCGCGACACGAAAACCGCCACCCAAGAAAGCAACGAUUGCUAUCUUGACACCAUCAUACGAUGCCAAUAUUGCGACAGGAGUUUCCGCAUCCCAGUCAGAGGUUCUUGCUUCUAUCCUCCCUACCAAGUCAGGAAGAGUCUUCAUCGGGUUCCCUACUCAACAGACUACCGGUCUAAACGCCCAUGUAUCUGCGCCGUCUGUGAUCCCUACAGUCGAGCGAGAAAGCAUUGAUCUGAAUACCCGCUACAUCAGCAAAUGGAACCUGGAGAUGUUGCGAGCAGUUGGUGUGGUUUGUCGGAUUGCUUGGUCUGCAGAAAUGACAACCAUCAAAUCCAGACUAGCCGCCAAAGUAGGCCCAUCACGCGCCUCAAAAAUUCGAAAAGAAGACAUCGUGGAUGUCCUUCCGGAAGCUAUCCAUACUGCCAACCAGUUCGUUUUCCGUGAAUCCACGCCAUCGUCUGUUUUGGGUCAAACGAUCGAAGAUGCGUUCUGGAUGUGCAACAAAAAUGCAUCUAUUGAGAUCUUGUCCACUUGUGGUGUGAUUCCCAGUCACCAGACCCGCAUUGCCCCCAAAGAUCUGAGCUUCAUGGACUCCAUUCCUGCCUUGCCAGAUGAAUUCGUACUCAACGCGAAGGAAUUUGUCCAGAGACUGACAGAAUUUGGGUUGGUCACGGAGAUCACAGUUUCGGAUAUUAAGCGUGAACUAGAGGCAAGCACGUUACGCCCGAACCAGAUUGUUGAAUUUCUCACAUGGCUGGGUCGCAAAACUGUCAUGGGACAACUCGACCGACUUUCGAUUCAGAGCCUUCUUCGGGUUGCAGUCGCAAAUGAUGAGGACAAGGAAGGACAGCCUUCAUGGCUCAUCAUAUUUGCUGAUAUUACCAGCUUCCUAAAUCCUCAACGCGUUCCGGCUGACUUGCCGGUGCCGACAGCAGUGAUGCCCUUCCGCUUUACCAAAGCUUUGAGCAAACAAGAGCUUGAAGCGCUGGGGUGGGGUGAGUUGCAGGUUGUCCCGUGGCUGCGCUGGCUAGUCAACAAUGCUGGGGACCGGAGUCUUCUUUCCGCAGAUCAAGACAUCACACAGAGUGCUUCUUUUGCUGGGCAGGUGCUACCUGUUCUGUCAAAGCAGUGGGAAAGCCUGAGUUCAUCCUCGAAGCAAACCGUUAUCAAUACCCUACAACCACAAACUGUGAUACCAACAAAGCUCGGGAUGAAGCAACCUCCCCAAACAUAUUUUGCCACUGUACGGCUAUUCGACGAUCUUCCCGUCGUUCAUGGUCUGAACGGUGUAAAGGAGAAACUGCUAAUGGCGCUCGGCGUUCGCAAGACCGUUGAGCUCGGCGUGAUCUUCGAUCGCCUCAUAAAUGCCCCCGAGUCGGGAGACGCCAAGGGUCCGCCUGCGAGGAAGUGGAACCACGUGGAUCUGAUACGAUAUCUCACAUCUGUGCGCGAAGACAUUCCGUCGAACGAUGUCCAGAGACUCAAGGAAACGGAAAUCUGCACUGCGGAAAAUAGGAAAGGUGACCGGCUUCCGCCUAGCGGUCGCUUCAAAAUUUCCCAGUUGUACGAGCCGAAAGAUGUCUUUCGGGCAUUGGACCUCCCCAUAAUCGAGUGGCCUGGGAUCUAUAAUAGUGCCAGCAACGAGGGGAAGUUCCUCGCGAUGAUGGGCUUGAAGAGCUAUCCAACUGGAUCGGACCUUGUUCGGCUUAUGGUACAGAGUGGCGCACAGAAAGACUUUGCUCUCAAGAAUAAAGCAUUGUCAUACUACAUCAACGAGUAUCAUAACAAUAGCUACGGUGCAUACGAUAUUAGUGCAGUUGGGGUGGCCUUCCUCCCGGUCGAGGGGUCCGAAACUUUCAGUGCGCCGAAAGACUGUUUCACGGACGACGGUGCAAAUUUGUUCGGCUUUAAGAUCCUCAAGAGAGAUCUCCAUCGACAUGCUUCGAAACUGGGUGUUAAGCCUCAUCCUCCUAUGAAGGAUUGCAUCCAAAUUCUCAUUCGUCAACCUCCAACGACACAAGGGGAUGCCAGGACCAUCUUCAAAUAUCUGGCGAGCAGAGCCUCGGAUUUAAGUCCACAGGACAUUGAGCGGGUUGGUAGUUCCCCAAUCAUUCCCAUCGCCAAGAAAAGUCACACAGAGAAAGGUUCCCAGACUCGCUUUGUUUCACCGAAGCUCUGUUAUCUGGGCGACGGAGAAGACUACAAGGAUAUCUUUGAUUUUGUGGAUUUCGGCCAGGAGGCGAACUUUUUCCUUUUGGCUGUUGGGUCGAGGAGAGAGCCCACCAAGACGGAGAUUGCUCGGAUGCUGGUGAAGGAGCCUGCUCGCAUUUCGGCGGCAUUCCAAAGCUCCGACAAAUAUCUCAUGCUUUUGAGAACCUUGGCGGAGCAUCUUUCAGUACUCAAAAAGGAUAAGGAGCUUUUCAGCGACAUGAAGAGGGCGAGAUUCCUUUUGGCCAGUCGAGAUAUUCCACCUCGAUCAUCAGGUCAAGAUGGCAAAAUAAAGUCCUCUGAAAAAGAGAUUCCAGACCUGGAGGAUGACCUCGAUAUUAGAGAGUGGAGUCUUUCAGCUGCAAAAGAGAUUGUCGUUGUGGAUGAUUUCCAGAGCUUCAAUCUCUUCAAAGAGCAUAUCCUUGCUGCACCGCAAGAGGAAGUACUGGAGAACUUUUACGUCGCCCUCGGUGCCGUGCCAUUGAGCAGUUUGGUUGAGGAGCAGGCGCGAUUUGGAGGUGUGGCAGUUGAUCAGACCUUGGGCAUCAAACUACACAAAGUGAUCUUGGAACGUGCACGGCUUUUCUUGCAUGAUCAACCUGCCGACUCGAUCCAGCAUGGAACCCGGUGGCUCGAGCACAGUUUCAGCGUGCAAGUGGUCAAUUCCAUCAGCCUUACACGAUCUCUCAAGGGCCGGCGGGUGUCUCACACACAGAAGCGAAACGCCAUCGUCGCCCGCCUGUCCAGUAAUUAUGGUCUGUGUAUCUGUCCAGGCAAAUACGAUCUGUAUGAGAUCAGUCAAUCUCUGGUUCAUCUUAUUCUGAAGCGACCUAAACUUCAUUCAACUCUGACGCUGGAGAUGCUGUUGAAAACGGAUCUCUUGGAGCUCCGCGCCCGAGGCUACAAUGUGGAACGUAUCCUCAAACAAAAAGCUCAAGAGGCUCGAAUGGCUGAGGACAAGCGACAGAAGCAGUUGGAGGAGGAAAGACGCGAACUCCAGGAGAAGGAGGCUGCAUGGGCGGAAACCCAAGCCCAGCGAGCCAAAGAAGAAAGGCCCGAGACAAGAUCCGAGUCGAAAUCGCAGUCACUCAUGCCUGGUGUCUUCCCUGAGUCGCCUAAUGGCAAAAAUUCCGUGGAUGAGACUCACAUCGCACCGUCCGAACCGAUCAUGCCAGAAAGGGCUUCCCGUGGCUUGUUUGCCAACUUGAGUAAACGGUUUGGACUGGAAGGGAAACAAUCGAACUCCUCCACUGCGGGCGAGCAGUCUCGCUCUCUCCUUCCCGAGACUUCCACCGCACCUCCCCCACCUCCUUAUUCUACAAACGAUCCGCAAAAGCCUCGCCCGGAGCAGACUGUCAAUGCCAACUCCCCGCAUCGAUUACACCAGGAGCUCCUCUCUGCGGUGCAAGCUUGUCGCGCCCAUGGAUCAUCGGACGUUUACAGCCGUCCCGAGACGAACCAAAUCCAAGAAAGCAAGUCCUACUGUGACGAGCGACCAAGUCAUGACCUGGAGUUUGUUGCAACUCUUCCCAGUGGCGUCAAUGUCUUGUUCGUCAAGUCCAUUCCCGACCGAUCGUCCUUCCUGGCCAACAACCGGGCUGGUUUCAAUCUUUUCGCGUCGAUUGUUCUGGACUGCGGUUCAAUAUUUUCAAUGCGCGCAGACAGCCUGAGCAUUUUCUACGACCCGGGCGGCAAGACCAUUGCCUUCAACCGAGCGGGCAGCAUCUUCUGCAACUACUUCUACUUCCAGCAGCUUCACGAGCGGAGUGCAAGCGCCGAUCGCACCGACGCCAUUGUCUACUGGUGGGUGAUUCUGUGCCACGAGCUAGCGCACAAUCUUGUUGGCGACCACAGCUCAGCGCACAGCUACUACACCGAAAGCUUCGUGGCCCAGUAUUUCCCCAAGGUUGCUGCCAAACUUGCCACUCUACAGCCCGUCCCAGCACCUCCCGUUGCGUGA
Molecule: messenger RNA, 5217 nt
Organism: Penicillium cinerascens
Lineage: Eukaryota; Fungi; Ascomycota; Eurotiomycetes; Eurotiales; Aspergillaceae
Product: histidine kinase-like ATPase domain-containing protein
Exons: 2
Coding region: 1-5217 (1738 amino acids)
Source: RefSeq, a predicted model, not a curated record